Messenger RNA from Alternaria arborescens, 2757 nucleotides. RefSeq lists its product as uncharacterized. Gene Ontology annotation, biological process: transmembrane transport. NCBI's taxonomy places the organism in Eukaryota, Fungi, Ascomycota, Dothideomycetes, Pleosporales, Pleosporaceae. The transcript has a single exon. The record is from RefSeq and is a predicted model, not a curated record. Gene Ontology annotation, molecular function: transmembrane transporter activity. The coding region runs from base 1 to 2757 and encodes 918 amino acids.
AUGAACCCCUUUCAAGAUGCUGGCCCAUCUCGUCAGGCCAACUUCGAACCCGAGGACCAGAUGUCCGCCACUCCUGGUAGGAAACGUGUUGGUUGGCAUGAAGAACAUCCCGUACGCUCACAACAAUCACCUGAAGACACAGGCUCUGGGGGGCAUAACACGCCCCUCGAACGGUCGGAUGUAUCACAUGAUGAUCUCCAGAAGAUCCGUGCCUCGCUACGUCUAGCUCUUGGGGAUGAACACCUACCGGAAGAAGUCAUACAGGAACCUAUCGCUGCUCCAAAAGAUGUACAGAAGCCUCGCCCAGCCAUCCGAAAACCAGGUCCCCGAACGCCACCUCCGGAAUUCUAUCUCAACGACCAACCAAACCCCUUCGACGACAAUGCGGCGACCACUCCUUCGGUUGGUCAUGACCUCAAGGAGAGAUCAGGACUUGCUGCUCAACGCCGCGCAGCGAGACUGUCCAAGUCUGUCGGUACUUACUCUGCCCCAAUAUCGCGACGCAACUCUAAGGAGAUCGCGUCUCCGCCUGUCGAACUCCAGAAUCUUUCAAAGCAAUACGAAUCGGUGGGCGAGACCACCGAUGAUGACGAGGACGACCCCAGGUUCAUGAAGCGUGCAUCCAUGAUUCUUCGUCAGCACACGAUACGAGCUGCCAAUGGCCAGCCUGCAUUAAGUGCUGAAGAUCUGUAUCAUACCGAAGCACCGCUCGCGUCAGGCCAGGUGACACCAGACGCUAUGGAUGUUGAGGAUGAGCAUGUCGUUCGUCCUACCAAGUACAGAACGGGAGUGUUGGGCACUCUCAUGAAAAUGUCUUCUAAUGCAGCACCACCACCAUCAUCAUCAUCGCGCCGACCCGUUCACCAUCGAACUCUGAGCACUGGCACGUUCAGCGGAGCGUCAACAGCGGCCAACUCCCCGAACCCAUCGCCGCCCGCCUCCGGCUACUCGACCCCACGCGGAGGCCGUCCUUGGUUCCGAAGCCAUCACAACAACCAGUCAGCAACAUCCAUCUCGCAAUUAGUCGGAUCCUCAGCUCACAGUUUUGCUGCACCUGCGCAACAAGAGCUUGGUCAGGAGUUUGAUCAGCAAUACAAGAAGACAGCCCGUCCUGGCAUGGGCAAGCGUUCCAAGUCUGACGAGUCUAUUUUACCUUUCAAGAAGAACAAGAGGAAGGAGGAGGAGAUCAAGAUCAAAAUCCAUCUUGCUGGUACACUUGCGCGCCAGAACUAUCUGCGCAAGCUGUGCAAAGCGCUCAUGAUGUACGGAGCUCCCACUCAUCGACUGGAAGAGUACCUGAACAUGUCGGCUCGUGUCUUGGAGAUCGAAGCACAGUUUCUAUACAUGCCUGGUUGCAUGAUUGUUGCAUUCGACGACUCCUCAGUUCACACUAGUGAGGUUAAACUCGUUCGAACUAGCCAGGGUGUUGAUCUUGGCAAAUUGCGAGAUGUGCACGAGAUCUACAAAGAUGUGGUCCAUGAUAGGAUAGGUGUGGAAGAGGCUACACCUCGACUGGACGCUAUCAUGGUGCGCAAAGAUAAGUUCAACAAGUGGCUUCGGGUGCCGAUGUACGGUUUAGCCUCCGCCACUGUCGGACCUUUCGCGUUUCAAGCUCGAUUUAUCGACCUGCCCUUCUGCUUCCUUCUGGGAUGCCUCAUCGGAUGGCUUCAACUUGUCGUCGCCCCUGGAAAUGACCUUAUCAGCAACGUUUUCGAGAUCGGAGCAUCGGUCAUCACUAGUUUUGCUGCGCGUGCUCUUGGAUCCAUUCGGCACGACGGGAAAGAGAUCUUUUGCUUCAGCGCUAUGGCUCAGUCUAGUAUCGCCCUCAUUCUGCCUGGUUUCAUGGUGCUUUGUGCGUCGCUAGAGCUGCAGAGCAAGCACAUUGUCGCUGGGUCUGUACGCAUGGUGUAUGCCAUCAUCUACUCUCUCUUCCUUGGAUUCGGCAUCACGAUUGGUACUGUACUAUAUGGCAUGAUGGACGGCAAUGCAACCUCCCGGACGACCUGCCAUGAGCCCAUGUCAACGAACUUCUACUACCUCUUUGUUCCUGCGUUCGCAAUCUGUCUACAGAUUGUUAAUCAGGCCAAGUACAAGCAGAUGCCUUCCAUGACAGUCAUUGCUUUCAUCGGCUGGGUCAUCAACUUCCACAGCUCAAAGUACUUCAAGAGCAAUGCGCAAGUCAGCAACACUCUCGGAGCACUAGGCAUCGGUAUCGCCGCCAACGCUCAUGCGCGUUUUGGUCGUCACAUCGAGAACUGGAGCUUAGACAUGUGGGAGAACAAGAUACGACCCGAGUUGGUCAAGGUGCGUAAGGUGUAUCGCAGGAAGAGCCAUGGACCCAUCCGUACGCCUAAGGUCGAGCGAUCAGCUUAUGACCCAACGCACAACAGCAGUGGCCAUACAUCGCGCGCCAGCUCAGUCAGCGACUUCACACCACACACCAGGAAAAUCGGCUACGGUCUUGCCGCAGCUGCCAUGUUGCCAGCUAUCUUCGUUCAAGUUCCAUCAGGAUUGAGUGUCCAAGGUUCUCUCGUAUCGGGUCUGACUUCAGCCGACCAGAUCGUGCGCAACAGUACCGGCAACGCUACAACACUCAGCAGUGCGGACGUAGGCAGUAGCACAACCAUCAACUCCAUCGCUCUAGAUGUCGGUUUCUCAGUUGUUCAGAUUGCGAUUGGUAUCACUGUUGGCCUGUUCUUGGCCGCGCUCAUCGUAUACCCGUUGGGUAAGAGGAGGUCGGGAUUGUUCAGUUUCUAG